This is a messenger RNA of Kogia breviceps (pygmy sperm whale), 1316 nucleotides long. It is a transcript of the gene FXN, whose product is annotated as frataxin. Gene Ontology annotation, molecular function: ferrous iron binding; 2 iron, 2 sulfur cluster binding; iron chaperone activity. The record is from RefSeq and is a predicted model, not a curated record. Lineage: Eukaryota; Metazoa; Chordata; Mammalia; Artiodactyla; Physeteridae. Gene Ontology annotation, biological process: iron incorporation into metallo-sulfur cluster; intracellular iron ion homeostasis. Gene Ontology annotation, cellular component: mitochondrion.
UAUAUAUAUCAAUGUAAUAUUGACAGUAUAUAAAUAUGAGUAGCAAUACUGUCAGAGCGAUGUUUUCAAGCAUGGGCUUUUAUGAACGAAACGCUUUCAGCGAGCGAGGUAAAGAUGUCGAAGUUGUGGAGCACAGUAGCUAGAGCAGCAGGGCUUUUAGUUCGGACCUGGGUUCCAAAGUCUGGCCCCUGGACUCAGCAGAGCUCGGGGACGUCGGGGGAUCCCAGAACCUCUCUGAUCCCUGCCUUCUUUUUCUGUGAAGGGAGUCUGAGCCUCUGCUGCCUCAGCCAGAUCCUGAAUGUCAAAAAGCAGUGGGUCUGUUGGAUGAAUUUGAGGACAACGGGAACUUUGGGUGACGCCAGCCCUCUGGACGAUACCACCUAUGAAAGACUGGCCGAAGAGACACUGGACUCCUUAGCAGAGUUUUUUGAAGACCUUGCCGACACACCUUACACAUUUGAAGACUAUGAUGUCUCCUUUGGGAGUGGUGUUUUAACAAUUAAACUGGGUGGAGAUCUAGGAACGUACGUGAUCAACAAGCAGACGCCAAACAAGCAAAUCUGGUUGUCUUCACCAUCCAGUGGCCCCAAGCGUUACGACUGGACUGGGAGAAACUGGGUGUACUCCCAUGAUGGUGUGUCCCUCCACGAGCUGCUGGCCACAGAGCUGACUCAAGCCUUAAAAACCAAACUGGACUUAUCUUCUCUGGCCUACUCUGGAAAAGGCACUUGCUGCCCAGCCUAAUGCUAAAGACAUUGAAAGCUCUAAAGCCAAGACCCCAGCUUCAUUCCGCAGGUGAAUGGCUAGUCUUUUCCAUUCCUGCUUUUGAGGACAGUUGCAUUAUGUGUAACGGCUCUGUGAAAAGACCACGUUGCCUCCUGCCCUGCCCCUGAGUUCAGAUUUUUAAUUUCCGUAGGUUUCUUUGGAUUUACUGUCUGAUUUCCUCCCUCACGUGACAGCCCUUAUCUUUCAUAAUGUCUGUAUGCCCAUACCUUUAAUAUAUAACCUCACAACAAAGAAAAAGAAGAAAGACAAAUUCCAGGAGGAGAAAUGAAUUGGCUUCACCAUUCAUUCUCUGAAAGACUUACUACAAAAACUGCAUGAAGAGUGGCUGCCCAACCUUGCCAUCCGAUCUCAAAAUGAGACUCAUUAAAGGGAAGCCUAAAACAUUCCUACUCCUCUUGAAAGUGUAAACACUUCUAAGCCCUUUAGUAUUGAAGCAUCAGUGGCAACUCCGGAAUUCUGAAACCGAAGACCAUUUUCUGUUUGUGCUUUGUGACUGUCAGGGUGUGGCCCGCAUGGGGUUAACACAGGGA